AUGCGAGUAAAAUAUAGGAAAAAUCGCGUUACGGAAAUAUCCGUUUUACCUAUAUCAGAAUAUAAACGGCAUACUAGAAGUGUUACUAAGCAACUUGAAAUUGAAAAUGCCAUUCGAAGCAUCCAACAAAGUCAAAAAGCGCAUAGGGAAAAAUUAAAUGCAAUUGAUACGGAAAAUAAAAACGGUGGCCAAGCUCAAGACAUAAUUCAUACUAAUAUAGGUGAGCUAUCACCAAAAUUAAAAAAUUCUACAUCAUUUUCAUGCAUAUCAAUUAUUGAUAUAAAGCCAGUAUCUAGUCACCAGAAUAUAAAUAGAAAUUUCGAAGACGAUUGUGAUUCACUGAAAAUGGAGCAAGUAUCAACGAUUAAAACUAUCCUUUUGCUUUUGCCUCCUGAUGCAAAGUGGAAUGAUUUUGAUAAUAUAAAUAAUCAAUUUUAUAUUUUUGAUUUACUUGACCAACAAAAUAGUUUAGGUAAAGUAUAUAAAGCGACAACUCAAGUCAAAAUAAAAUUGAAAUGCAAUUUAGAGGAAAGUAUUAGAGAAUAUUUACAAAAACAACUAUUGCAUAUCGAAGAUGCAGUCAAACUAGGUAGUAUCAAAGAGAAUCCAUCAGAAGUAAAGACAGAACAAAAAGCAAAAAAUAUAUCAAAAUCACACUUUAUUGACAAAAGUACUGUUGAACCCGAUAACAUUAAUGAUAUUGAUACAUCUCCUGCUACAAUAUCUUCCAUUGGAGAUAGUUUAAACACCAAUAAUGUAAGCACAACCAAAGAUGCUGAUGAAUCUAUUGAAUAUAUGAAUUUAUCUGAAGAUAAUAACUUAUUAAAGCAUGAAUUCUUCAAGCAAAACUUGCCUAUUUCACCAGCUUCUAGUGCUAAUUUGAAUACAAAGGUAUUGGAACAAAAAUCAAAUGCUGCUUAUGUAUCAGCUUUCGAAACCAAUUCGAAAAUAGGAUUUUCAGAUUUAUAUAAUAAUCAUUUGGACAUUAUAGGUACAAUUCCUUGCGUACAAAAGAGUCUCAUUAAUAAUAAUGUAGGAAUAGUAGACAAACAAAAUUCUACUAACGUUUACGAAAUUUUAUUUUCUUCAUUAUUUAAUAGUUCAUCAUACAGUAUAAAUAAAAAUAAUACGCAAAUAGAAAAUAUUGGAUUAAUCUUUGACGAUACGCUGCUAAUUUUAUCUCUUAAGGAGUUCAGUAGAAACGAAAUCAAAUCUCACAUGUGUAAUAAUAAUAGAAACACUAGCAUUGUUUACAGAGCUCUAUUUUCUGCAUCUGCAACUAUUGUUUUACAUGCGGAAAAUAGCAAAAGUGUAUUCGAAAAGAAUAUUGAAUUAGGGUCCAAAAUAUUUUCUACCUUUUGUUCCUCUAUACUCUCGAACAAGAGCUUUAUAAAAAUAGACGAACUGUAUAGAUCCGAUGAUGAUCUUUUAGCUCUUGAUGAGGCAAGAAAUGAAAAUAUUGAUCCAAAAAUGCAUAAGUGUAUCUCUAAUAUAUCAGAUGAUCGAGCUAAUGGUGAAGUUACGCAAGAUGUUCCGAAUUUGGGUGUUCAUUUUGAAUCCUGUGCAAGUGAUAAAAGUACUCAAAAUAUUACAGAAAUAAUGCAGGAGAUGAAGUUGAAUGUAUCUAUUAAUAAUUUACAAACAUCCUGCGAUAAUGAAAAUGCAGUUACGAAAAUAAAAUACUGCAAUUCUCCCUUAAGAAUUCCAUACGCCAACCCGUCAGAUAGUGUAGAAUUUUGGAAGAAUAUAGAAAUAAUUGAAAAUAAUACUUUUGAAUUUAAUGACAAAUUGAAUUCUAAAUAUGAUUUAGAAGUUUAUAAUCACUAUGGUAAGCUCUCGUUGAAUACUAAGCCUAUCAGCAAUCAGUCAUUACCAAAAAGUAAAAAUAUUGAUAAGGCGAAUAAAUUACAUUGCAAUGCGACAAACGAAUCAAUCAAGAGAAAAUUAUCUACAGAAACGGAUUUAAAUUAUCCAAAUAAGAAACAAAAGAAUAUACAUAACGACAUUGAUGAAUUAAAAGAUAGCCUAGAAUAUGAUAAAAGCUUACUAAAACUGAAUACAAAACUUGACUUAGCCGAAUCGCCUUUCACAGACCAAGUCAAGAAUAAUACAGAAGACAAUAUUAUUAGUGAAAAUCAUCAAAUCAAUUUAAAUGUAGAAAACAAAAUACCUUUGAAAAAGGAUGACAAAAGAAAAAAGCUCAAAAGGCAUUCUGAUAAAUCUGACAAAACAAAGAACGUUGAAAUAAAUCUUGAACGUGUAAAGAAUAAGCAUAAAUCAUAUUCUGAGAAAAAAACCAAAUUCGCAAAUGAAAUCAAUGCAACAAGCAAUGAAAAUUGGUCUUUUAACAAAUACGUUCCUGCUGAAAGUACUGUUCAAACUGACGGAAAUUAUAAAAAUGAUAGUAUUUGUACGAAUGGCAAUGAGUAUAUAAUUAGAGAAAAACGUAAGAAACGUUACAAAGAAAAACAUCAGGAAAAAUCACACAAAAAUUCUUCAGAAACUGAUGAUAUUAAUAAAACCAAUACAAUGAAGAAAAAUAAAAAUGUAGACUUUAGAAAGGAAUUACGUGGUUUAAUAAAGAAAACAGCAAGAAAUCCGGAAUUUCAGAAUAGUAGUGACUCGAAAUCAAAUUGUAUAGAAGAUGAGAAGAAAAAUGUUUCUAAUAUGACUAAAACAAUAAGUAGCAAACCUCAUAUUAAUAAAACAUUAGAGAAAUCAAACCGUCAGAAAGUUCCGCGUAUUACUAGGCAAGUUGACUUUUUGUCUAUGAGUUCUAAACGGGAUACAGAUAACAGCACUUCACCAAAAUCAAUUGCUGAUGAUGAUGUCGUAAAAGAUAGAAAGUUCCUAAAAUAUUUUAAAAUACCUCAGAAAAGUAGUGACUUGAAAUCAAAUUGUAUGGAAGAUGAGAAGGCAAAUGUUCCUAAUAUGACUAAAACAAUAAAUAGCAAACCGCAUAUUAAUAAAACAUUAGAGAAAUCAAACCGUACGAAAGUUCCUCGUAUUAUUAGGGAAGUUGACUUUUUGUCUAUGAGUUCUAACCAGGAUACAGAUAAUAGCACUUCGCCAAAAUCAAUUGCUGAUGAUGAUGUCGUAAAAGAUAGAAAGUUCCUAAAAUAUUUUAAAAUACCUCAGAAAAGUAGUGACAUAAAAUCAAAUUGUAUGGAAGAUGAGAAGAAAAAUGUUCCUAAUAUGACUAAAACAAUAAGUAGGAAACCUCAUAUUAAUAAAACAUUAGAGAAAUCAAACCGCCCGAAAGUUUCUCGUAUUAUUAGGGAAGUUGAUUUUUAUCUAUGA
Molecule: messenger RNA, 3300 nt
Organism: Ctenocephalides felis (cat flea)
Lineage: Eukaryota; Metazoa; Arthropoda; Insecta; Siphonaptera; Pulicidae
Exons: 4
Coding region: 1-3300 (1099 amino acids)
Source: RefSeq, a predicted model, not a curated record